Molecule: messenger RNA, 228 nt
Organism: Penicillium oxalicum
Lineage: Eukaryota; Fungi; Ascomycota; Eurotiomycetes; Eurotiales; Aspergillaceae
Product: V-type proton ATPase subunit e
Exons: 4
Coding region: 1-228 (75 amino acids)
Biological process (GO): proton transmembrane transport; vacuolar acidification
Cellular component (GO): vacuolar proton-transporting V-type ATPase, V0 domain
Molecular function (GO): proton-transporting ATPase activity, rotational mechanism
Source: RefSeq, a predicted model, not a curated record
AUGGCGAACGGAUGGAGUCUUCUCGUUGGUCUCAUUGUCAUUGUGGCUCUCUCACUAGCUGCGUGGUUCUUUAGCCCCAAGGGCGAAACCCAAACUGUCUGGCGCAGCACGCUUAUUCUCUCGUUCGUCUCAUGUUAUUUGAUGUGGGCAAUUGUCUUUAUGGCCCAGUUACAUCCCCUCAUUGCACCCAAGAGAACCGACAUCCGACCCGGUCACUCAUCAGAGUAG